CCCCUCGCUCCUCCCCGCGGCCGGCCGGGCUGCGCAGCCGCCGGGGCGGGGGAGGCGGCCGGCGCCCCGCAGCCGUUGCUGUGAGCGGGCCCCGCUGCCGCCAUGGCGCUGGUCACGCUGCAGCGUUCGCCGACCCCCAGCGCCGCCUCCUCGGCCAGCACCAGCGAGCUGGAGGUUGGCAGCGAUGAAGAGCGUAAAUUAAAUGUGAGCCUAAGCGAGAGCUUUUUCAUGGUGAAAGGCGCAGCCCUUUUCUUACAACAAGGAAACAGCUCCCAGGGCCAGCGAAGUCUUCAGCAUCCUCACAAACAUGCAGGUGAUUUGCCUCAGCACCUCCAGGUGAUGAUCAACCUCCUUCGCUGUGAGGAUAGGAUCAAACUGGCUGUCCGUUUGGAAAGUGUGUGGACAGACCGUGUCCGGUACAUGGUGGUUGUAUACAGCAGCGGACGCCAGGACACAGAAGAGAAUAUUCUGCUGGGUGUGGAUUUCUCCAGCAAGGAGAGUAAAAGCUGCACUAUAGGAAUGGUUCUUCGUCUGUGGAGUGAUACUAAAAUCCAUCUUGACGGUGAUGGUGGCUUCAGCGUGAGCACCGCAGGGAGAAUGCACAUCUUCAAGCCAGUGUCGGUGCAAGCCAUGUGGUCUGCUUUACAGAUCCUCCAUAAAGCCUGUGAAGUUGCAAGAAGGUACAACUACUUCCCAGGUGGGAUGGCCUUGGUGUGGGCCACGUAUUACGAAAGCUGCAUCAGCUCCGACCAGAGCUGCAUCAACGAGUGGAAUGCGAUGCAGGACCUGGAGUCCACCCGCCCCGACUCUCCAGCCCUGUUUGUUGACAAGCCAACUGAAAGAGAACGAACAGAACGGCUCAUUAAAGCCAAACUCCGGAGCAUCAUGAUGAGCAAAGACCUGGAAAAUGUGACUUCUAAGGAGAUACGAAAUGAGCUGGAGAAACACAUGAAUUGCAACUUGAAGGAAUUCAAGGAAUUUAUAGACAAUGAAAUGCUGCUUAUCCUGGGUCAGAUGGACAAACCGUCUCUGAUUUUUGAUCAUUUAUAUCUGGGGUCUGAGUGGAACGCCUCCAACCUCGAGGAGCUGCAGGGCUCGGGCAUUGACUACAUUUUGAAUGUGACCAGGGAAAUUGAUAAUUUUUUCCCCGGUUUGUUUGCAUAUCACAACAUCCGAGUGUAUGACGAGGAGACCACUGACCUCCUGGCUCACUGGAAUGAGGCGUACCACUUUAUAAAUAAGGCCAAGAAGAAUCACUCCAAGUGCCUGGUGCACUGCAAAAUGGGCGUGAGCCGGUCAGCAUCUACUGUUAUAGCUUAUGCAAUGAAGGAAUUUGGCUGGUCACUGGAAAAGGCCUAUAAUUACGUGAAGCAAAAACGCAGCAUUGCAAGACCAAAUGCAGGCUUCAUGAGACAGCUUUUGGAAUACGAAGGCAUUUUGGACGCAAGCAAGCAGCGCCACAAUAAGCUGUGGAAGCAGCAGGCAGAGAGCAACCUGCCCCAGAACACAGACGGCACCACGGGGUCGGGCGACUUCUUACUGGAGAGUUUAGACAUCGACCUAGAAAACCGCCUGGCUGACCUGGACACGCCUUCGCAGUCGGCGUACCUGGACAACCGCGCCGGCAGGGACGUGGCUGUGGGGUUUAAUUACUGCUUCCGUCGCCUCUCGGACACGCUGCUGGAGAACAAGAUUCCCGGGGACAGGGAGGGCUUCUUCCACGUGGAGGAGCUGGAGCGGGACGCGCUUGCGGAGCGCGCUGCCUCGCUGGUGGGACAACCUCCAUCUGCACCGUCCGAGGGAAGGCUGCUGGAGACGGCAAAAGCCCUGGAGACAGCAGAGCCGCUGGCAGAGCUGAGCAGUUUCACCGAGAAGGAGGUGAAGAAGAAACUGGACUUAAGCUCCCGUAAGGGAAGGAUAGUGCUGGGCCCCGGGGACCCAGGGGAGGACGGUGUCAGGGAGGAAAAUCCGAUGGAGAAGUGGAAGCGGCGUUUGUCCAUGCACAAGGAGGAGAGCAGGCUUAAUAGAGAGAACUUGAAUAACAACAACAGCAAAAGGAGUUGCCCAGAGGAUUUUGAGCAUGAUGCCGUAUUUGGGAUCCUCAGUAAGGUCAAGCCUUCCUAUCAGUCUUGCACUGACUGCAUGUAUUCCUCGGCCAGUUUGUCUCCCGACUCCUUUGGGGAGCAGUGUGAAAAGCUGAACGCCAGCACUGCGCGUCGCAGCACCACCAUCUGCACACAACCAGCCCUCCUCUCCCACGUCAAUUCCAACUUGGCGGAGCACCUGCCCAGCAAGGCACACUCAGAGGAAGCAAUCAGAACUAAAAGUAAUGAGGCUCCUCUUCCUCUGCCAGCGGGAACUGGUAUGUUAGAGGCUGGUACUUACAAAUCGCUCGAUCAACACUUCAGCAUUUUGGGGAAAGGGAAAGAUGCACCAAAAACCCCGGUCAAAACUCUGCUGCCCAGGAGAAAUUCACACUGUGACAAGAGCCUUCUUAAUGCCGAAGUGGUGAAAGAGGAGUGUCUAGCCAGAAAAGACAGCAAACCUAGCAAGGAUCUGAAGUACUUGUUCAGCAAAGACUUGGAAAAACCAAGUGCAAACAGUUACUUGAUGCAGCAUCAGGAGUCUCUUAUUCAGCUGCAGAAGGCAGGCUUGGUUAGGAAGCAUACCAAAGAGCUGGAGCGGCUGAAAAGCCUGCCCUCGGACGCCUCCUCGCUGCUCAGAGAGAGUCCCCUGAGCAGAGUUGACUCCAGCAUCGUGGAGGAAAGCGAGGAUUUGGUUUCGCAUCCCGGCCUCCUACCUCUUCUGGGACCAGCAGCGCUGAUACGCGAAGAGGCAGGAAGCGAUGUGGAGAAGUUCGAGAUGAAACGCGUCUUGGAGGGGAUCUCUCCGAAAACCUCCGUGCCUGUCGUGUGCCGGUUGGAGCACACGAGCAGUUUCACCAAGGACUUCCUGAAGACCAUCUGUUACACCCCCUCCUCCUCCCGGAGCUCUAACCUGACGCGGAGCUCCAGCAGCGACAGUAUCCACAGCGUGCGGGGCAAGCCCGGCCUGGUGAAGCAGCGAACUCAGGAGAUCGAGACCAGGCUGCGGCUGGCUGGCUUGACUGUGUCUUCUCCUCUGAAAAGGUCCAACUCCCUCGCCAAGCUGGGAUGUCUUAACUUGUCCUCUGAGGACUUAUCGAGUGACAUGGAUGUGUCAACCGUAACGGACUCAAAAGAGGCUGUUUCGAGCGAGUCUUCCGUGCUCUGUGAGCCACGAUCCGUGCUGAGGAGUGCAGAUGUCACCUCCAAGCUGGCAGCGAAGCCAGCGGUCGGAAACUUGAAGAACACGCUUUGGAUGGGCAAAAGUUGAUGCUUCCUGUGGGGGGGAGUAGGGGGGUGGAUUUUUCUUUUUGUUUUUUUUUUUUUUUUUUUUUUAUGACAUUUAUUCAUUGCACCGAUGCAGUUUUAUCAUCUGACUUGCAGUAGUUCAUCUGAUGCCACCUCUUCUUCCCCUCCUUGUACUCUAAGUGAGGAGACAAAAACCAUAGUGGGUCAUGAUGAAGGGCACAAGGGAAAAUAAAAUGUAUUGCAUGGCUUAGAAGAGGACUUUGUGUGUGAAUUGCCUGUUGUCCUGCAGGAUGCUAUUCUAGUACUGUUUGCCAAGUAUAAGAAUGUGGUUUUGUGUGUGUGUAUAUAUAGAUAGAUAUUUGUAUCUAUUUAUCUAUCUAUCUAUAUAUAUAAAAUGCUGAAAUACUGUUUCAAAGACUCGAUGAAAUACUUAGUCAUGACUUUUUUUUUUUUUUUUUUUUUUUUUUUUACAGAACAAACACAAGUCUCUAGUUAAAACAGGGCACUUGUGGAAAAAUCCUUAAAAUGGUGACAUGAACACUACCUCUGUUCUUGCUGACUUUUAGCCUUGGUUUGUUGAUUGUGGUUUUGUUUUUUUUUUUUAAAAAAAAAAAAAAAAAGGCUUUUCCCACAACACCUACCGCUGUUUGAAGGUAUUCCCUUAAUGUUCACUGUGAAGGCCUGGAGGAGUGUGGAGGCGGAGGCUUUACGGCCGCCGAGUGACCUAGCUGUGAAGUGGAGGAGUAUCGAGCCGUGUUCGUGUUGACCCUGUGACCGGCCGCCGUUUGUCCGUCCGCGCCGGGUGACCGGGUGACUCGUCACAGUCUCCUGUUGGUGCCGGAGUGACACCCGGACUGUGUCGCUGUCCCUGGUUUCCGCUCCCCUGGAGACGGUUCGUGUUCUUUGGGUGUUUUUGCUGUCGUCGUGCUUUGUAAUGUCCCAGUACUAAUGACGAGCCUGGCCAGUAAGUGACCGUGGACCCUAGCGAAGCUUUGUGUGAUGCUGUGUCAGUGUCGUGGAUCCUGUGUGAGGGACCCUUCUUCGUCGGGCGGUUGGUGACGCGCCGUGCCAGCGACAUGGCCCGGGAGGGACGGCUCUCCCGGUGUCCCACGCCUUUGAAAGUCCCCGUAGGCAAUAGGUGAACGUGUGUCUUUUCUGAUUAUUGCUGUUGGUUUGGUAGAACAGUUCCUACGCCCCGGGUGUGCCAGCAGCCUGGGAAGCUGUUGAUGAAGUCCAGGGGGUUGUUUGUGCUGGGUGGCAGGAGGGCGGCUGGCCCCAGGGCGGGUGUACGUGUCCCCGCUCCCGCAGAGCUGCACCAGCCUCCUGCCCGGGCUGACAGAGGCGUAAAUCCCGCUCUCGGCGGGGCGCGUCCUUCGGGGCGAGCAGUCAAACAGAAAUCCGGGCUUGCUCCAAAGAGAGAGGGAUCCCGAAGGUGCGGGUGAGAUCUUUUGGAGGAAGGCUGGCAGGACCAGCAGGGAGGAAGCCGGGGGCUGCCUGUGCCCUGCAGCCGUAGCCGAGGCAGCGCGUCCCCUCCCGUGCCAGAGGCCUGGCCUGUGGGGGACCGGUCUGUCCUGCUGCGGGAGAUGCUUGAAAUGCAGCAGUUCACUGAUGCUGUACGAAACGCACGUUUCCUUCGAAUAUUUUGGGCAGCCAGCCAGGUCGAGACUGGCCAAGUCAAGAGGGAAGAGCUUGAGAGGCGUGUAGGGGAUGUGCUGCAAGCCGUGGUGCUCGCCGGGUCCCGGCUGAAGCCGUGCUGGCUGCUUGUGCCUUCGGGGUGAUACUCUGAAGCAGGCUGGGGGCUCAGAACAGAUCGCAGGGGUCAGCGAAGGCCAACAGUUGGAUUUGCUCAAUUAACAACGAGGCUGUGAGUGCGAGCUCUCCCGUGUUUUAAAAUCUCCCAUCGAAAGCCAUUCUUAAAAAUCCUCUUUGAGGUGGGGGAGAGAGCAGUCAUUCUGAGUCUGUAUCUAUCAAAAAUCCGCUGUCCUGAGAAAGGGAGCCAUGUGUUUCCCUGUCCUCACUGCCCAAAGCGAACCUUUUUUUCCUUAAGCAUAAGACCUCACAUUUUUACAUUAAGUGUGAGGAAUUGUAGGGACUGGCAAUCAGUAAAUAAAUGUCCCUCCUUAGAGUCUUAAAUUUGAUGUACAUUUUUAGCUUAAGGCACGCUUCCCAUUUUACCUGUGAAAGCUGAUUUGAAGCAAAAGCAGCUGCAUGAGGGAACCCUGGAAAAAAACGCACAAGCUUUUGUUUUUCAGGGUUGAGAAAACGCCGGGUCGUGCUCAGAGCAGGAGUGAAACACCCUGUACCUGCUAUCGGCGUCCCCCGGGUGCGCGUCCACACCUACUGCAAUAAAUAAAUUGCCUCUAUUUGUGUCGUUCUUACUGUCCUUGUUUGCGGCGGGGGCACGCAGGAGGCCCCGGGGCUGCGUGGUGCCCGUGCCGCUCUGCCCGCACCGCGCUCGCGUUUCAUCCCCGCACGGGCUGAUCGUUGGCCUCAGCUUGCAAGAGCCGCUCGCACCCUUAUUUUUCUCCACUAUACGCUACACCAGCACCUUCCGCAGCGCUGCCGCCACUUCCCAGCCAAGGGAAGAAGCGAGGGUCGGGUUUGAAUAAAUGCAGAAAAAUUCCGUUAACUGAUGCAAGCGACCAUAACAGAUUUCCUGCCUGGUUUUGUGCCUGCCAAGUUCUGCCGCGUACGAAGCUGCUGUCCUGGGGCGUAGCUCGGUGCUGAACCGCCUUCCCCCGGCCUGGCGCGUGGGCUCGGCUUGCGCCGGACCAACCCCACCACUUGGCUCGUCGGGCUCGGGGCUGCGUCGUCGCGACGCUGUCGGGAUAGAGGCACGGUUUAGCAGGAGUCGGUCUCGAAGCCAACGUGCGCUAGAAGCACUCGUGUGCCAUUUCGAAGGUUUUUGUAGCCAAACCUCUGAUGCUUGCAGACUUCAUUAGAUUUGUUGCAUGAGAAGGUAGAUGUGUCCUCUCCUGUGUAUUGUAAUUGUUCUUUUACAAUUGAGUGCCUUAAUAAUAGUUUACAAAUACUGUGUAUUUAUGCUGAGCUGUUAAACUCUGCUGUUUGCUGUUCAUAUAUAUAUAUUUUUUUUUUUUUUGGUGCUUUUGGUGUUUCCGGUGGCAGUGAGACCGUUACUACUUCUGCACAUCACCCUCCCGGCUGAGCUCCGCGCUGCUAACCACUUCCCUUCUGCUGUGUACGUGGCAAAACUGAAGGGCUGUGCCGUGCCGGCUGCCGCUCCCAGUGCCCCCCUUUAUCUAUGCAUCGCCGCCGGAACGCAGACGGGGGGGGGGGGGUCAGGGGAAACAUCCCACCUCCGCAGAGCGCCGAGCGUGAAUCCAACCCCAGUCCCGUUCUGCCAGAAAACCCGAAACGCCCAAAACUUGGCACCUUAUUUCCAAUCCAGGCUUUGUCGGUCUGGGCGGCAGCAGUAGCCCAUCUCCUGGCUGGCCUUGCCGUGCCGGGCUUUGGCGCCGUCGUGCCCCAUCACCCCUUGCAGGUGUCACCCACCCUCUGCUGGGAACCCAGCCCGGGAGGUGGAGACCAGCCUGGUUAGACCGUGACCGCAGGCCUGGAGAGGAGGGGUGGGUGAGUAACGUGGAGCUGUUCCAGUGCAUUGCUGUACUCUGGUAACAAUGUUCCUUUUAUUUCAUGGUAUUUCUUAAUUCUGGUUUUAUAUUUAAAUAUGCAGUAUUUUUUGUACUGUACGUUCGCGGUAGGGGAUGCAUAAUGCACUUUUUUUUUUUUUUUUUACUUUUGUUU
Tyto alba (common barn owl) is the source of this 7097-nucleotide messenger RNA. RefSeq names its product slingshot protein phosphatase 1 (gene SSH1). Gene Ontology annotation, cellular component: cytoplasm. Lineage: Eukaryota; Metazoa; Chordata; Aves; Strigiformes; Tytonidae. Bases 103 to 3354 code for a protein of 1083 amino acids. Gene Ontology annotation, biological process: actin cytoskeleton organization; negative regulation of actin filament polymerization; protein dephosphorylation. Gene Ontology annotation, molecular function: protein tyrosine/serine/threonine phosphatase activity; actin binding. The transcript has 15 exons. The record is from RefSeq and is a predicted model, not a curated record.